GGGCUGGGUCCGAAUAACGAAACGACUCUGUCACAGUCCGGUUCUCUGUGCAGAUCCGAGAUGGACCGACAUCGAGAACCGCUGCAUGUGGACUUAAAGCGCGAACCGGGGCAGCGGAGGGCAGAUGUCCAGCAGCGGGAAGACAAAUGUGAAAAGAGAAGCUCCAGUCUGGACCAGGAGGAGCAAUUCCACAUUAAAGAGGAGCAGGAGCAGCUGUGGAGCAGUGAGAAAGCUGGUAUCACUAAGUUCACCUUCAAUCCUGUCCCUGUGAAGACUGAAGAUGGUAAAAACUUAGAUGUCCAACAGCUGCUGCUGAGGAAAGAAGAGCAGGGAAGGAGCUGGAGUCUGGACCAAGGGCACCCAGAGAAUGAGGAGAACCCAGAGCCGCGACAUAUCAAAGAGGAGCAGGAGGAACUGUGGAGCACUCAGUCAGAACCAGUUUGGAACUUAACCCCAGACAGACAUUUAGAACCAUGUCCUGAGACUUCUGAGUUUUCAGGAUAUAAGAUGGAGGUCUCUGGUGGUGAUAGGCAGGACUGCAGAGAACCUCAGGCUGUUUUAAACUCCCUGAGAAUCAUUGAAGUGCCUGUGAAAAAUGUGAGAUGUUACACUGGCAAGAAAACAUACAGCUGCUCUGAAUGUGGUAAAGUAUUCGGCCGCAGUCCACACUUAAAGAUACACAUGAGGACUCACACUGGAGAGAGACCAUUCAGCUGCUCCUUCUGUGGGAAGAGCUUCGCUCAGAAGGUGAACUUAACGUAUCACAUGUCCGUCCACACCGGCGAGAAACGCUUCAGCUGCCGCUUCUGCAACGAGAGAUUCACUUGGUACACUCAGCUGAAGAGCCAUCAGUGUGAAUGCGAGUUGUCCCGGCUUCCUCAGACCCAAGCUGAGGAUGACAAUGAUGCAGAGAAAGUCUUCAGUUGCUCUGAGUGUGGCAAAAAAUUCAGUCGCAAGCACAACCUGAACAUACACAUGAGGAUCCACACUGGAGAGAGACCAUUCAGCUGUUCUGUUUGCAAGAAGAGCUUCAAACAUGGAGGACACCUGACGCAGCACAUGUCCGUCCACGCAAAGGAGAACCGCUUCAACUGUAGCAUCUGUGACAAGAGGUUCACGUGGCUUUACCAACUCAAACGACACUUGUGUGGUGGGGAGUCGUCUCAAAUGCAUGAACCCCAAGCAAAUCAGGAGGGAGAGAUGUUUGGAGGCCAGAGGGAGGCUGAGAUCAUGUUCAGUCCUGUCCCUGUGAAGAGUGAAGAGGAUGAAGAGAAACCUCAGUCCUCACAGCUUCCACGCAGAAACCCUGUGGGAGGACCAGAACCUGAACUACAAACUGAAGACAGGACUUCAGACUGGAAGGGAACCAGACAGUUUGGGAGUGUCCCUGCAGGUAAUGAAGGAUGUACUCCAGGCAGGAGGUCGUUUAGCUGCUCUGAAUGUGGCAAGAUAUUCGGCCGAAAGGAGCAUCUGCAGACUCAUGCCAGAAUCCACACUGGAGAGAGACCAUUCAGCUGCUCUGAUUGUGGUAAAACAUUUGGGUGUAAGCGGUCGCUGCUGGGUCACAUGACUAGUCACACUGGAGAGAAACCCUUCAGUUGCUCUCAGUGCGGGAAACGAUUUGGCCGCAUGGUCAACCUGAAGACCCAUGAAAGGCUCCACACAGGCGAGCGUCCAUUCAGCUGCCCAUUCUGUGGGAAAGGUUUCACUCAGAAGGUUCACAUGACUCAGCACAUGGCCGUCCACACGGGUGAGAAACAAUUCAGCUGCAGCGUCUGUGACAAGAAGUUCACUUGGCUGUCAGGCUUCAGGCGACACAAGUGUGGCAGUGAGCAGUCAGAGCUAGAUGACAGCCAGACUGAGGAGAACUCAGAGCUAGCGCCAGGUGAGAAACCGUUUCGCUGUGCUGAGUGUGGUAACAGGUUCAAUCAUAAACACAAUCUGAAAGCACACAUGAGGAUUCAUAGCGGAGAGAAACCGUUCAGCUGCUCCAUCUGCAGUAAAGGUUUUAUAGCAAGUGGAGCUCUGAAGAAACACCUGAGGACUCACUCAGGUGAGAAACCCUUCAGCUGCUCCGUCUGUGGCAUCAGGUUUACUCAGGGAGGAAACCUGAAGAGGCACAUGGUGCAGCACACUGGGGAGUCCAGAGAGAAACCCUUUCACUGCUCAGUGUGUGGUAAACGCUUCACACAGGUGUCGAACAUGAAGCGACACAUGACACAACACACAGAAACACUUCAAUCACAGAAGGACGAAACUGUGAACAGUUCAGAACAUAGACUGGAAGAAACGAGCCUGCUGACAUCUGACAGCAAAUCAUUUGACUGCUCAUAGCACCUAUUUUUACUAGUGUGAUAUACAGAAUGUAUUUUUACAAUGAAUUUAAAUGUGUU
This is a messenger RNA of Stegastes partitus (bicolor damselfish), 2393 nucleotides long. RefSeq names its product zinc finger protein 260-like. The transcript has 3 exons. Gene Ontology annotation, molecular function: RNA polymerase II cis-regulatory region sequence-specific DNA binding; DNA-binding transcription activator activity, RNA polymerase II-specific. The record is from RefSeq and is a predicted model, not a curated record. NCBI's taxonomy places the organism in Eukaryota, Metazoa, Chordata, Actinopteri, Pomacentridae. The coding region runs from base 61 to 2334 and encodes 757 amino acids. Gene Ontology annotation, cellular component: nucleus. Gene Ontology annotation, biological process: regulation of transcription by RNA polymerase II.